AUUAUCGUUAUUGUAAUACGUAUCAGAACUUUAUCGGAGAAUUUGUCAUGGCGCCACUAGCUGUUACCUUUUUUGAAAAAACUAUUCAUGUUGCGGCAUUAGAAGGUCAACUUUAUACUGUUCAACAAGUCACAAAAUCUGAGCCUAAGGCCGUAAAUUCAAAAGACGAGGACGAAAGAAUUCCUUUACAUUGGGCCGUUUCAGGUGGUCAUUUGGAUAUCGUAGAAUUUUUAUUAGAUAAUGGUUCUGAAGUGAAUGCUACCGAUGAAGCGCAUUGGACCCCUUUACAUAUUGCCGUGUCGAUUGGAAAUUUACCCGUUACUGAGAAACUUUUACAAUCAGGCGCCACUGUCAAUGCUCAAAAUGAGGUGGGUCUUACUCCAUUACAUUAUGCUGCUUCUAAGAAUAAGAUUGAGAUUGGAACUUUGUUAUUGGAAAGAGGUGCUGAUCUAAAUCUUAUGGAUCAAAAUAAUCAAACUCCUCUUCAUCGAUGCGCGGUUGGUGGUUAUACUGUAUUUGUGAAAUUAUUGCUUGAGAAAGGUGCCAGACCUAAUGUAAUUGAUAAAGUCAAAAAUACGCCGUUGCAUUUGGCAUGUGAAGAAGGGUACGGUGAUUGUGCAUUAGUGCUAAUUGAAAAUGGUGGUGAUAUUACACUUGAAAAUACGGAAAAGAAAACUCCAUUGGAUUUAUGUAAAAAGGAGUUGAGGGCUUUCAUAUUACAACAAACUUCAACAGAGGAAUAA
This is a messenger RNA of Dentiscutata erythropus, 743 nucleotides long. The record is from the annotation of a GenBank genome assembly. Lineage: Eukaryota; Fungi; Glomeromycota; Glomeromycetes; Diversisporales; Gigasporaceae.